Mastomys coucha (southern multimammate mouse) is the source of this 720-nucleotide messenger RNA. RefSeq lists its product as uncharacterized. The record is from RefSeq and is a predicted model, not a curated record. Bases 1 to 720 code for a protein of 239 amino acids. Lineage: Eukaryota; Metazoa; Chordata; Mammalia; Rodentia; Muridae. The transcript has 7 exons.
AUGAACCUACGGGACCCAUGCUCAUUCAGUCCAUCACUGGGAGGUAAUAAAGAUGACAAGAAGCGAAUCGCGGGCGAGGAGGAGGCGGGACUUCUGGGUCUGAGAGAGGAGGAGGGCACUUCCAUUUUUGAGGAGAUUCUGUGCCCAGCGGUUGUGUUAUCUGUUGAUUCUAAACAAAGAUUGUCUGGUGUUUUCCAUUUCGCUGCGACUCAAGUGGGCCAGAGAGAAAGAACAGAGCCGAGGCGGAAUUCAGCCAGGCGUUUGUUGGGACGACAAAAUUGGGCAAGGACUGAGCUCCAGGGGAAAGCUUCCUCAGGUAGCUCUGAUCUGAGCUUGAUUGUGGGACGUGAAAAUUCCUGCUGGCUUUCCAGUGAAGACCGGUGGUUUGCUUCGGAAUGUGAGGAGUCUUCCACCAGCUUUGAACAAGGGGUGACAGAAAACAAACAAGUGGGCCAUGGUGGCCCAGGGAGGCCAGAAGAAAGACAUCCAAGUGCCUGCUGUGGGUCCCCACACCCUUACCCCUGCCCAGGGAUGAAGGCGCUAGUGAGGCACCAGCUUCACUUCACUGUGUUCAAUGAGAUCUAUGAACAGUAUUCCAUGGUGGAAAUGUACCAAAUUUUCACUAUCCAUUCAUCUGAUGAUGGAUACAUAGGCUGCUUCCAAGUUCUGGCUAUUAUGAAUAUAGCAGUAAUGGACAUGGACGAGCAAGUGUCUCUGUAG